Prionailurus viverrinus (fishing cat) is the source of this 3021-nucleotide messenger RNA. Its product is annotated as tripartite motif-containing protein 5-like. The transcript is spliced from 7 exons. Bases 864 to 1760 code for a protein of 298 amino acids. Lineage: Eukaryota; Metazoa; Chordata; Mammalia; Carnivora; Felidae. The record is from RefSeq and is a predicted model, not a curated record. Gene Ontology annotation, molecular function: zinc ion binding.
UUAAACAUUAUCACCCUUACAACACCCUCCUUGUACAGUUGGCUCUCCUACAUCACUGUUUGGCAUGCAUUCUUUGAAACUGCACAGCUCCCCUGUUUUGUUAUCAUUGUCAUUAUCACACUUCACCAAUGCCACUUGACAUAGAAUUUUAGAAUUGUUAGGGUUCUCCAGAGAAACAGAACCAAUAUGAAGGAGAUUUAUCAUGAGGAAUCGGCUCACAUGAUUAUUUGGGGCUGAGAAGUUCCAGGAUCUGGUGGCUGCGAAGUGGAGACCUAGGAAAGCUGGUGGCGUAAUUCAGUCCGAGACCAAAGGCUUGAGAACUGGGGUGGGUAAUGGUGUAAAUUCCAGUCCAAGGACUGGAGAGGACCUGUAUCCCGGCUCAAGCAGGCAGGCAGGAAAUAAAAGGGAUGAAUCCCUUUUUCUUCUCAGGCCCCGCAACAAAUUCAAUGAUGCCCAACAACACUGGUGAAGACAACCUGAGUGGACAGAUUUGAAUGAUAAUCUCAUCUAGAAACAACCACUUCCCAGACAGACCCAGAAAUGUUUAAUCUGGGCACCUCGGGGCCAGUCGAGUUGACACAUGACAUUAACCUUCACGAUUAUUUUCCUGCUUCGUUUUUAUUAUGCUAGGAUUUUAGAGAUUAUAUGCUGAAAAGUAUAAGAUGCGUUGCCCAACGUGACACUUGAAACAGCUCCAUCUUCCCAGCCUCCGUAGAAAAAGCGUCAUUUUUGGCCGUCUUGAAUCCAAAAUCUGAAGGUCAGCUUCGCUGUGCUACCACUCUGUGACAGCCCCUGACUGACCACCUGAGUGAGGGAUCUGUGAGCAAGAAGAGCCACAGAAGUCAGGACAGGGAGCAGCUGCUAUGGCUUCUGAACUCCUGAAAUGCUUACAGGAGGAAGUGACCUGCCCCAUCUGCCUGGACAUCCUGACACAGCCCCUGAGCCUAGACUGUGGCCACAGCUUCUGCCAGGCCUGCAUCACUGCAAAGACCAAGGAGUCCACGACAAACCAAGGAGGGGAGAGCAGAUGCCCUGUGUGCCGAAUCAGGUACUGUACUGGGGAGCUGCGGCCUAACUGGCAUGUGGCCAACAUAGUGGAGAGGCUCAGAGAGGUCAAGGUGAGCCCCGAGGAGGGGCAGAAGAUAAAUCUCUGUGAGCGCCAUGAAGAGAAACUCCUGCUUUUCUGUAAGACGGAUGGGAAGAUCAUUUGUUGGCUUUGCGAACGGUCUCAGGAGCACCGCGGUCACCACACGGUCCUCGUGGAGGAAAUUGCCCAGGACUACCAGAAGAAGCUCCAGGAAGCUCUAUGGAAGCUGAGGGAAGACCAGCAGGAAGCUAGGAUGUUGGAAGCUGGUAUCGGAGAAGAGAGAACUUCCUGGAAGAAACAAAUGCAAACUGAGAGACAAAGUAUCCAGGCACAGUUUAAAAAACUGAAGGACAUCCUGGAGUAUGAGGAGCUGAGGGAGCUGCAGAAUUUGGAAAACGAGGAGAAAGCUGUUCUAGGCAGGCUGGCUGAAGCUGGGGAUGAACUGGCCCAGCACAGCCAGCUGUUGACCGACCUCAUCUCGGAUCUGGAACAUCGGCUGCAGGGGUCAACGAUGGACAUGCUGCAGGAUGUGAAUCACCUCAUGGAAAGGAGCAGGGUCUUGAGUCUGAAGAAACCAAAAACUUUUCUCAAGGGACAAAGGAACACAUUCCGAGCUCUUGAUCUGCAAGAGAUAAUACAAGCCUUUAAAAAAGCUCACGUGAUUCCACACUGACCCCAAAAUACGACGUAUUUUGGCAUUUCUACGGGACGAAGACCAGUGAGAUAUAUGUGCUGGUGGAAAUCAAAUAAUGCAUGUAACAGCGAUUAUGGUGUCCCGGGCUCCCUGGUUAUCAGUUCGGGGAAACAUUACUGGGGGUUUGAUCUUGGGGGGUAUAUGAUAGAACAUGCCCAGAAUCCAAUAUGAAAUUUCAUGUUAGACAUACUUAAAAUUACCAACAUGUUUACUCUGGGUAUCAACCUAAUAUGGCUAUUGCGUUAAAGGGUUAAAGGGUUGAAUAUAAUGCUUUUGAGGAGUCCUCCUUCUCUGACCCCUUCGUCUUAAUCCUGGCCUUGCCUGUUCCUCCCCAUUGUGUUGGAGUUUUCCUAGACUACAAGCCUGGCACCGUCUCCUUUUUCAAUGUCACAAACCAUAGGUUUCUCAUCUAUAAAUUCUCUUCAUGUUCCUUUUCUCAGAAAGCUUUUCUGUAUUUCAACCCUGGGAAAUAUACUGACCCCAUGACUCGGGGGGGACUGACUCUAGACUACUAGAGUCAGAGUAGUAGAGUCUAGACUACUAGACUACUAGAGUCUAGUUCUUGUACUCGCCAAGCUCUUGAACCUUCUUACACCCCUACUUAUUUCUUUGUAGUUGCACUUGCCUUAAGUACACCUAAUGCAUUGAGUCUGUCUCACCGUGUGUCCCUUGCUGCCUCCUUUUUCUCUACGUGAACACCUUCAUUCAUCAGCAGGGUGUACAAUUUGCCUUGAAUAAUGUUUUUCCCAGUAUGAUGUUUGCAUUAGGAAAGAAUCUCUGUUCAUAAUUUUCCAUAGUCCCAACGGAAAAAAAAAGGGGCUGAUGCCUCAUAAAGAAAGAUCAUUAUUGAGGGAACAGCUCUGCCAGAUUGUUACAAUCCCAUUUCCUCUGUCAUGACUGAAAAGAUGAAGGAAAGCUUUUCAACAAUUUUGAUGUAUUAUCAAAGACCUAAGCGUAGGAAUUAUUCACUAAAGACUGAACCCUUAGUGGUGUGUCAGUGUUCUCAUGAUGCCUCUUACUCAUCAAAGAGUUAGGGAGAAAAUGAGAAAAUAUCAUAAUAGUAAGAAUGGAAGUUUAUGUUCAGCAUGUCUGAGUUCCUGUCCUCUCUCCACACGUAGCAAAUGCAACCUUGAAUAACAUACAUUAAUGUUGUGUUUAUUUUCUUAAAAUAAGCGUGGUGUAAAAACUGCACUGUACUUAGGAUCAUCGUAAGAAAAUAAAUGUCAUUAAAAAUAAAGCA